Molecule: messenger RNA, 1181 nt
Organism: Lotus japonicus
Lineage: Eukaryota; Viridiplantae; Streptophyta; Magnoliopsida; Fabales; Fabaceae
Exons: 3
Coding region: 65-835 (256 amino acids)
Cellular component (GO): mitochondrial matrix
Source: RefSeq, a predicted model, not a curated record
GAGUUUCCCAAACCCCAAUCCUCCUAAAACCCUCACAAAACCCUAGCAAACCUCUUCUCUGGAAAUGGCGUUCAACUCGAUUCUUCGCAAGUCGAGUCCUUUAUUGAGGUCUUUUGCUGCUGCGGGCCAAUUGAUCAAGAAAACCCAACCGGGUCAUCGCGCCGCCCUGUUCGCCGCCGUCAACCAGCUGCACCGGCACCAGGAUUCCGUGGUUCCGAGAUUUCACUUUUCUUCUGUGGCUGUCAAGAACAAACCCACCUCCGAUGAGACCCUUCUCCGAGUCAUCGAAUCCGAAAUCACCUGCGCUGAGGAAACCGACGAUCACAGCGCUGAGGAGGAUCUUCCGAAAAAUUUUCCUUUUAAGAUAGUUGAUAAUCCGGGAAACCAGACCAUAACACUGGAAAGGACUUACCAAGGUGAAGAGAUUAAGGUUCAGGUUGACAUGCCUGAUCUUGUCACAGGGGAAGAAAAUGGUGUUGAUGGUGGCGGUGAUGAUGAGAGUGAGAGAGCAUCUCAGUCAAGCCUUCCACUUUCAGUGAGUGUUUCCAAGAAGGGUGGACCCUUCUUGGAGUUUAGCUGUAUGGCUUACUCUGAUGAGAUUGUUAUUGACAGCUUGUCUGUUAAGAAUCCUGAGCUUUCUGAGGAUCAAAUUGCUUAUGAGGGACCGGAUUUUCAGGAUCUGGAUGAGAGUUUGCAGAAGUCUUUCCACAAGUAUUUAGAAAUCAGAGGAAUCAAACCUAGCACAACAAAUUUCUUGCAUGAGUACAUGAUCAACAAGGACAGUAAAGAAUACUUGGUGUGGUUGAAAAAGGUCAAGAGCUUCAUUCAAGCAUGAGCUUUCAUUCAAGAGUUAUGUGCUUACAACUGCUGUCUGUCAGCUUGGAAGAUGCUGAUUUUUUGUCAAAUCACUUAGUAUGCAUUUGAAGAAAAACAUAAUCAGAGAUCCUAACAUUAUGUUUCAGUAGUAGCUCAUAUUAAAGGCACAUUAUUAUGGCUGAAAAUGUUUAGUUAUUUUAUUUUAUCCACCUGCAUUUCUCGUGGGUGCUUUGUUAGACGGCUUUUAGCUGGGAUUCAUAAGCUGUGCGCAUUUUUAUAUGUAGCAAGAUAGUAUAUGGCUAUAUGUUGAACUUGUGGUUUGGCUUCAAUUUGAUGAAUGCAUCUCUAUCGCUUAUGGAAUAGAA